UGUAGUUGCAGUGAGGUGAAGCCUUUGUUGCUCUUAAAAUCAAAAUCUUCAACUAAUUUUCCUGUACAAUCCCAUUUUCUGACUCAUCUUUUUCUCUAUAUUUUUCUCUCUCUCUCCCCACAAGGAAUAAGAUCACCUGAUUGAUUCAGUUUCAUCCUUUGAAUAUCUAUUGAUGCAAUUUGCCAAAGACCCACCUUUUUCUCUCUCAACUAAGCAUUUCAAGUUUUCAAUUCCAUUUCCUAAUUUUAAAUAUUAUUCAUUUAUUAUUGAUUUCCAUUAGUAAAACUCUCUUCUUUUUCAAGUAUCUGAAACUUCCACUCUAAGCAUACAAAUUUUUUCCUUUCUCUACCUUUUCUCUUUCUCUUCAUCUGCUCUUUCAAUUAGCUUUAGAUCUGGGGAUUUUUAGAGCAAAACCCUCUUUCUCUUUAUUUUUGUUCUAAUCCUCUAUGCUUAUAGGCUUUCAAAAGUUUAAAAAUUUUGAAGUCAAAUUUAUAUGCUUUUAUUAAAUGUCUUUCGUUUACUGAGCUAGCUAUUUUCAGUUGCUUCUUAUUCUAAAAACUCUCAUCCAUUAGCAGAUUAAAGACGAAAUCUUUUUUUUUUCUUUGAUUUGUUACUGGGGUCGUUUCAGCUCUUGGGUUUUGGUUAUUGGUAUGUGCUCUAUUCCCUAUUUACGCAUCUUUGCUUAAAAGUCUUAGCUUGGAUGUUGUUCGUAUAUCUAAAAAGGAGGCUUUGGUUCUGUUACAGAACCUCCUUGCUUCUCUUUGCCUCUUCUCUUAACUAGAUUGCUGGGUUCCGCUUUGCUUGCUAGAGUUUUCGGUUCACUGAGCUAGUUCGUACAGCUUUGAGUUUUGUGCUAUAGGGAAUUGAUGUCAAUGAAAAACCGAUUAAUGAAUAUGAGAAAGAAUGCCAACUCCCACUCAGGAAGGGUGUUUAGUGAUAGAAAAUGGCUUUUUCCAUUUUUUGCUAGCCUCCUUGUAUCUUUGACUCUGUUUCUGUCGGCUAUUUUUGGGUUAUUUACAUCUCCUUAUGUUGGAGAUCAGUUGCCAUUCGACAUUAUUUCAUUUUCAAGAUCAGAGGACGCCAGUGGGUAUUUCGUAGAAUCCGAUUUAAACAAGUCAUCGUUUAACACAAGUGGGUACUCAAAAUUGGAGGCCCCUAGAUUAGCUUAUCUCAUUUCAGGGACAAAGGGUGAUAGUCGUAGAAUGAUGAGGACUUUGCAAGCAGUGUAUCAUCCAAGAAAUCAGUAUAUUUUGCAUUUGGAUCUUGAGGCACCGCCUCGUGAAAGGUUGGAGUUGGGAAUAUCUGUGAAAAAUGAUCCUGCAUUUCUAGAAGUUGGGAAUGUACGUGUAAUGGCGCAGUCCAAUUUGGUUACUUACAAGGGGCCAACUAUGAUAGCAUGUACACUUCAAGCAAUUGCAAUUAUGUUGAGGGAGAGCUUGGAGUGGGAUUGGUUCAUUAACCUCAGUGCUUCAGAUUAUCCUCUUAUGACACAAGAUGAUUUACUUCACGUGUUCUCGAAUUUGUCUAGAAAUCUUAACUUCAUUGAACAUAUGAAGAUUACUGGAUGGAAACUGAACCAAAGGGCAAAACCUAUUAUCAUUGAUCCGGGCCUUUACUUAUCAAAGAAAUCUGAUCUUGCUUUAACUUCUCAACGCCGUUCACUUCCCACAUCUUUCAAGUUGUUUACUGGUUCAGCGUGGCUAAUGCUAAGCCGAUCUUUCGUAGAAUACUCUAUAAUGGGAUGGAAUAAUCUCCCACGAACUCUCUUAAUGUACUACACAAAUUUCAUCUCCUCUCCUGAAGGAUACUUCCAUACUCUUAUUUGCAACACAGAAGAAUUCCGAAACACAGCAAUAGGUCAUGAUCUUCACUACAUUGCUUGGGACACUCCUCCAAAGCAGCACCCCAUCUCUUUGACCAUGAAAGACUUCGACAAAAUGGUUAAAAGCAAGGCUCCAUUUGCUCGUAAGUUUGCUAGGGAUGAUCCGGUUUUAGACAAGAUUGACAAAGAGCUUCUAGGUCGCACAAGCCGGUUUGCACCUGGAGCAUGGUGUAUUGGCAGCUCAGAUGAUGGUGCUGAUCCAUGCUCUGUGCAUGGAAAUUAUUCUGUGUUUAGGCCAGGUCCAGGUGCUGAGAGGUUGCAACAGCUGUUUCAGACAUUGUUAUCUGAUGAUUUUAGAAAAAAGCAGUGUUCAUGAUAGAAGUGAAAUUUUGAAAUCUCCAAGUGUACAUUGGUGUAUCUAUAGAUUUUACAGCAGAUGUAGAAUGGUGGAAAAUCUUUUUCUCUUCUUCCUAUAUCAAUGGAACAUUAAACUGGAAAAGGUAAAAAAGAAAAGUUUUGUUGGCACA
Messenger RNA from Manihot esculenta (cassava), 2349 nucleotides. RefSeq names its product beta-glucuronosyltransferase GlcAT14A. Gene Ontology annotation, molecular function: glucuronosyltransferase activity. Bases 867 to 2198 code for a protein of 443 amino acids. The record is from RefSeq and is a predicted model, not a curated record. NCBI's taxonomy places the organism in Eukaryota, Viridiplantae, Streptophyta, Magnoliopsida, Malpighiales, Euphorbiaceae. The transcript has 4 exons. Gene Ontology annotation, cellular component: membrane.